GCCUUGCACAUGUGACCGUGAUGUACUAGCGGGAGACGGAUCGGAUGUCGAGAUUGAAUGGUGAUGCUUUUACAGAUCUCGGAAGCGGCGAUCGGGAAAGAAAGGUUGCAGGUCAGCGAAUGGCAGGACGUAUAAAGGAGGAUUCCUCGCUGUCAUCGAUCGAUACCCUUCACCGAGUCCAAGAGGCGCGAUAGUUCAUACGAUACACUUUGAUCAUCAUACGACACUUGGAAUCUCCAUCACCAAGAUACCCUAGCAUACACUCAAACACCAGACAACCUCUUACCAUGAACACCCUCCGACCCCUACCCACCACCUUCCUCCGAACAGGCCUCCGCCUCCGAACCCGAUCGACCGCCACCUCACUUUCCGCUUGUCGCCACCCUAUGUCCUGUACCCUUGCAAGGACGAUGACGACCAGAUCCUUCACUCAAACUCAAACUCCCAUCGCAACUAUAUUUUCGGGUCGAGCUUUACACGCCUCAGCGGAGCUAGGCGAGAGGGUAGAAAACUCCACAGCUCUGUUAGAACGGACUAAAUUGCAAGAAGAGAAAAAGAUCGAAGAAGGUCUGGAUAGUUCUAAGCCUAUCGGUGGGAAGGGUAGCGAGGGGAUACAUUUCAAGCAAACGGACAGCCUCUUGGCGGCGGUCCAUGAUCUACAAGAUCCGUCGAGGACCGGACCUUGGACGAUCAGUCAUCCCGUCUACACUCCCGAGGAACUACGAUCAGUCAAGGUCGUUCGAAGGGCAACCGUCACGCUCUCAGACAAGCUCGCUGCAGGUCUCGUCAAGCUAUCCCGAACAUGUUACGACGCCCUAACAGGCUAUUCCUUCCGACACCGCCCCAUCCCCACAUCCGGCCCCCCUUUAUCCUUGGACCAACUACGUAAGGGGAACCACGUGAUGACCCCCGAACAAUGGUUAGCCCGUUGUCUUUUCCUGGAAUCGAUCGCUGGGGUUCCGGGGAUGGUGGCGGGGAUGUUGAGGCAUUUGAGGAGUUUGAGGUUGAUGAGACGGGAUGGAGGGUGGAUCAACACGUUGAUGGCUGAAGCGGAGAACGAACGGAUGCACCUCUUGACCUUCAUGACGAUCAAACAACCCUCAAUCUUCUUCCGAGCCAUGAUCCUCGGCGCCCAAGGCGUAUUCUUCAACCUCUUCUUCCUCGCCUACAUGGUCAGCCCGAAAUCCGCACACCGGUUCGUAGGGUACUUGGAAGAAGAAGCUUGUUUGACCUAUACGCUGUGUUUGGAGGAGAUGGACAAGGGGAGGUUGCCCGAGUGGAAAGAGAUGCCUGCACCUGCGAUCGCCAUGGACUACUGGAGACUGCCAGAAGGAUCGACGAUGCAAGAUGUCAUCUACUCGAUCCGGGCGGACGAGAGCGCUCAUCGGUUCGUCAACCAUUCGUAUGCCAGCCUGGACCAGAAAAAGGACUUUAGUCCGUUCGCUCUGAAAGAACCCUCAGCGGUCUUGAAGGGUACCAAACCGGGUUUCACUAGGGAAGAGGCCGCCGAGUUUGUCCGUCAGGCGCACCGGGAAGCCGCUUGAGAUCGCUGUUUCCUUCUUUGAUCCUAUGCAUAUACGUCCUUUCUCUUGUCUGCUGAAUGGUUGAGUGGAUGAUACACUGUAUUUCUAUAUU
Messenger RNA from Filobasidium floriforme, 1635 nucleotides. RefSeq names its product alternative oxidase. The record is from RefSeq and is a predicted model, not a curated record. The transcript has 8 exons. Gene Ontology annotation, biological process: alternative respiration. Bases 288 to 1544 code for a protein of 418 amino acids. Gene Ontology annotation, cellular component: mitochondrion. Gene Ontology annotation, molecular function: alternative oxidase activity. Lineage: Eukaryota; Fungi; Basidiomycota; Tremellomycetes; Filobasidiales; Filobasidiaceae.